Molecule: messenger RNA, 5019 nt
Organism: Nicotiana attenuata
Lineage: Eukaryota; Viridiplantae; Streptophyta; Magnoliopsida; Solanales; Solanaceae
Product: paired amphipathic helix protein Sin3-like 2
Exons: 25
Coding region: 229-4305 (1358 amino acids)
Biological process (GO): negative regulation of transcription by RNA polymerase II
Cellular component (GO): chromatin; histone deacetylase complex
Molecular function (GO): transcription corepressor activity
Source: RefSeq, a predicted model, not a curated record
ACUAAUACACUUUUCUCUCACGUAAUUACAUUUCACUACCCUCUUUGUUCCUCAAGCUUGUGUUAUUCUUCUUCUUCCCCAACGUUAGAGAGAGAACAAAAUUAUAGAGAAUAAUAACGAUUACUAUUUCUUUUUCUGAUCCAAACUUUAAAACUGUUUUUUUUCUUCUUCAACCAGUGGUUAGAUCUGUUGAAUUUUCCUCAGAAAAUCUGAGGAAAUAAAGACCUAAUGAAGCGAUUACGGGAUGAUGUUUAUGCUAAUCCUCAAUUCAAGCGUCCAUUUGGUUCUUCUCGUGGAGAAUCAUACGGCCAAUCACAGGUUCCUGGAAGUGGUGCUGGCGGCGGAGGCAGUGGUGUUGGAGGCACUGGAGGGGGUGUUGGUGCCAGUGCUAGCACCCAAAAGUUGACAACUAAUGAUGCAUUGUCUUAUUUGAAGGAAGUUAAGGACAUGUUUCAAGACCAAAGGGAGAAGUAUGACUUGUUCCUUGAUGUUAUGAAGGACUUUAAGGCUCAAAGAAUUGACACUUCCGGUGUCAUAGCAAGAGUGAAAGAUUUGUUUAAAGGGCAUCCAAAUUUGAUCCUUGGGUUCAAUACUUUCUUGCCCAAGGGCUAUGAAAUAACCCUCACUGAAGCAGAGGAGGCUCCUCCAAAGAAAACAGUUGAGUUUGAAGAAGCUAUCAGCUUUGUGAACAAAAUAAAGAAACGUUUCCAAAAUGAUGAUCACGUGUACAAGUCUUUCUUAGACAUUUUGAACAUGUAUAGGAAGGAACACAAAGGCAUUACUGAGGUGUACCAGGAGGUUGCAGCACUUUUCGAAGACCAUCCUGAUUUGCUGGAUGAGUUCACGAGAUUCUUGCCAGAUUCUUCAGCUACUGCAUCAGCAACACAGACUUCAUUGGGCCGACCUUCUUUCCAUCGUUAUGAUGAGAGGAGCUCUGCUACAUUGCUUCGGCAACCACACAUGGACAAGCAACGUUUCCGCCGGGAUAGGAUUAUCAGUCCUCAUGCAGAACGUGAUCCUAGUGCUGAGCGCCCUGAGAUGGACGAUGAUAAAACAAUGAUAAAGUUGCAUAAAGAGCAAAAGAGGCGUGCUGAAAAAGAGAACAGGGACCGCAGAAGUCGCGAUCAGGAUUAUAGAGAACCUGAUAAUGAGAAUAAUGGAGAUAUAAGCAUGCACCGCAUUGCUGAUAAAAGAAAAUCUGCUCGGAAGGUUGAAGAGUUCGGAGGCACUUACGAUGAUAAAGAUGGCGUGAAAAAUAUGUAUAGCCAAGAGUUCACUUUCUGUGAAAGAGUAAAGGAGAGACUAUGCAGUCCAACUGACUACCAGGCAUUCCUAAAGUGCCUCCAUAUUUAUAGUACAGAAAUAAUUAGCAGAAAGGAGUUACAAAGUUUGGUUGCUGAUUUACUUGGAAAGCAUCCUGAUCUUAUGGAGGGGUUCUGUGAAUUCUUGGAGCGCUGUGAACGAAUUGAUGGAUAUCUCGCAGGUGUUAUGAGCAACAAAUCUUUGUGGAAUGAAGGGCAUACAUCAAAGUCAGUGAAGGAGGAGGAGAAAGACAAAGAACAGAAGCGUGAAAUUGAUGGAGGUAAAGAAAAGGACCGGUACAAGGAGAAAUACUGGGGAAAGUCCAUUCAAGAGCUUGACCUUUCUAACUGUAAGCGCUGCACUCCCAGUUAUCGACUUCUUCCUGAAGAUUAUCCGAUACCUACAGCGAGCCAAAGGUCAGAGCUCGGGGCUCAAGUGUUAAAUGAUCAUUGGGUAUCUGUGACCUCAGGAAGUGAGGACUACUCUUUUAAGCACAUGCGCAGAAACCAGUAUGAAGAAAGCCUGUUUCGAUGUGAAGAUGAUAGGUUUGAGCUAGACAUGUUAUUGGAGUCAGUGAGUUCAACUGCUAAGCGUGCAGAAGAGUUGUUGAAUGCCCUUAAUGAUAAUUCAGUUGGUGUGGAUGGCCCAAUCCGCAUCGAAGACCACUUCACAGCACUGAAUUUAAGGUGCAUUGAACGUCUCUAUGGUGACCAUGGCCUGGAUGUGAUGGACAUUUUGCGGAAAAACCCACCUCUUGCUCUGCCUGUGGUAUUAACCCGCUUGAAGCAGAAACAGGAGGAGUGGACGAAGUGUCGCUCAGACUUCAACAGAGUUUGGGCUGAAAUUUAUUCUAAGAACCAUUACAAGUCGCUUGACCACCGAAGUUUCUAUUUCAAGCAACAAGAUUCAAAGAACCUUAGCACAAAAUCCUUAGUGGCGGAGAUCAAAGAAAUUAAGGAGAAAAAGCAGAAAGAAGAUGACAUGAUUCUUGCUAUUGCCGCUGGUAGUAGACGUCCAAUAAGCCCUCAUCUUGAAUUUGAAUUUGCUGAUUCUGAUGUUCACCAAGACAUGUACAAACUUAUCAAGUAUUCUUGCGAAGAGGUUUGUUCCACAGAAGAGCAGUUAAAUAAAGUUCUGAGGCUGUGGACCAGCUUUCUUGAGCCAAUCUUUGGUGUUCCUUAUCGUCAUCAUGGCUCUGAGGCUACUGACGACGAUGUCUUGUCAAAGCAUCAUGGUUUGAAGAGCAAUGGAACAAGCAUUGGCGAAAGUGAUAGAAGUCCAAGUGCGGAUGCUACCACUACUAAGUCUAAGCAAUCAAAAGAUAUCUGCAACGGAGAUGCAAAUUCUUCCCCUCAACGACUAAAUUCUUCCAGGGCAAUCUUCACUAAUACAGAUGCUCGCCCCAAGGAAGAUGGAUUAGCAGUAGCUGGUGAACGCUUACUUAGUUCUGAUGCAGUUGCUGCCCUUGGAGCAGAUAAUGCUUGUGCAAGAUUGGAAAGUACUUCAGGCCGUGGCACACGACCUGGUAAUGACGCUGCUGAGGAUGGCCUAGGAGCGAAGUCUAAUACUGAUAACGUGCCAAUUUCAGAGGGUGGCACUUCAAGAUCACUACCCUUGGCAAAUGGCGGAUUUGCUGAUGGUUCUAGAGUUGAUGGGUUUAAUGCUGACUCUGUUGAUCCCUCUAAAAAUGAGAAAGAAGAAGGUGAGUUGUCGCCUAAUCAGGAUUUUGAAGAGGACAAUUUUGUUGUCUUUCGAGAUGGUGCCGCACGCAAAGGAAAUAUGCAAUAUCAAUCUGGAGGUGCUGAAAUGGUUGGUUGUCAGGAUACUGCUGGUGAAAACGAUGCAGAUGCUGAUGUUGAAGAUAGUGAAAGUGUUUCCGAGGCCGGAGAUGUUUCAGGUAGUGAGUCUGCUGCUAAUGAGUGCUCUCGGGAGGAGCAUGAGGAAGAAGACGAUGGAGAGCAUGACGAGCUUGAUGGUAAAGUUGAGAGUGAAGGUGAGGCUGAGGGCACGAGUGAAGCAAACUUUGUUGGAGGUGAUGCCACUGUGCUUCAAAUGUCUGAACGUUUUUUGCUUACUUCAAAGCCUCUUGCUAAACAUGUGGUUUCACCUCAUUGUGGGGGUGCAAAGAACGACCUUCGAGUCUUUUACGGAAAUGAUGACUUUUAUGUGCUUUUUAGGCUUCAUCAGAUUUUGUAUGAAAGGUUAUUAUCGGCAAAGCUGAAUGCAGCAUCAUCUGAAUCAAAGUGGAGAACUGGAGAGGAUACUGGUUCUGAUCCAUAUACCAGAUUCAUGAGUGCACUGUAUAGUUUGCUAGAUGGAUCUGCAGAUAAUGCAAAGUUUGAGGAUGAUUGCCGAUCAAUCAUUGGGAAUCAGUCAUAUGUGCUAUUUACUUUGGACAAACUGAUAUAUAAACUGGUCAAGCAGCUUCAAACUGUUUCAAGUGAUGAGCUAGACGGUAAGCUGCUUCAGUUAUAUGAAUAUGAAAGAUCACGGAAACCUGAGAAGUAUGUCGAUUCAGUUUAUUACGAAAAUGCUCAUGUCCUCCUCCAUGAGGAGAACAUUUACCGGUUUGAAAGUACAUCUUCCCCAACUCGUGUGUCUAUCCAGUUCAUGGAUGAUGGAAGUGAGAAGUCUGAAGUUGUUGCAGUUUAUGUAGACCCCAAUUUUGCUGGUUAUCUAUAUAAUGAUUAUCUAUCUGUUGAACAUGGGAAGAAAGAGUCGUCUGCAGUGAUGCUGAAGAGAUCUGUGAGCAGAAACAAGAGAAAACAUACUGACCAUGACGUAUCUUCCGCCCUGUGCACGGUGAUGGAAAAUAUUAUACUCGUAAAUGGCUUGGAAUGUAAGAUGGCUUCAAAUUCAUCAAAGAUUUCUUAUGUACUGGACACAGAGGACUUCUUUUACCGUCUUGGAAGGAAAAGAAAAAAGAUUUCGGCUGGCAGAUUAUUGUGGCAUGGCCAGGCGAGAGUAGCACGCUUCAACCGUGUUUUGACAUCCUCGUUAUGACGAUGCAUGGCCUUCUUGUUAAACAUGUGUCAAUCAAGAUUUUCUUGAUUUCUUCGGUACAACUACUUACUUGACCCAACUGGUUGAGCACUUGGUGGCGGAAUUCUCUCGAAUUGACUUCACCCUCAGAACAAUGAUCAAGGACUGGAGUUAUUCGUCAAACUGUAUUAUACUUGUGAUGGAAUUAGAGUCGUUUUCUUGUAAAUAUGGGUUUUCCUGAUGAUGUUAAAUUGUAGAGAUGUAUUUAUUGAAUUGUAUUUCUUUCUUGGGAUCACAAGGAGCCUAGAUUGCAUUUCCUCAGCAGCAAUCUGUAGCGGCCCCUGUGGAGUGAGCUAGGUGAAAGUGGUAUAGUGGAAAAGCUUAUUUUGGAAGUUGCAGUGAGUUUUAGUCCCUAACUUUGUACAGAGCACACAUUCCAAUUCCUGAAUUAUGCUGAAACACAAGUGAGAUUUAUUCCUUUCUUGGCAAGUUAAGUCCAACAAUAUGAAGGUCCCUGUGCUCCAAAAGCUGGAUACUCAUAUUGAAGUAAUAUCUUACUAGAGGCUUGCAAUGGGUAGGCUUCUAAUCUUGGUUUUGCAUAAAGAAACUCAAUUUUGGAAGUUGGUGUUCGAUUUUAUUUGAUGCCAUAAUAAGGCAAUUGAAAAUUGGUUAACUUGUAGACUGAAUUGUACGACACCAUCAUAUAAUUGAUGAUUAACAACAUUUGUCCUUGCA